AUGGUGCAGUGCUUGCAAUUAACUCCUCUGUCUGAGCAUUAUCUUGGCAUUAGAUCGUCAUCCUGUAACAGGGCCUUCGCAGACAUCUGUAUGAGGUUUAGUAUAUUCAAACCUAUCAAAUCAUGUUACACCAUAAUGGUAUCUAAGCCAUUACUGUUGGAACACAAUUUGGAAUGUACCAUUUUAGACAUUUACACAAAUGUACAAGAUCGGCGCUCGUUUCAGGCUAGCGUCUGCGUCGAUGCAAUCCGUGCGCACCACGCAUCGAUGCACUUGGACCCCAACCUGCUUGCCCUCGGCCUGCCAAUCUCCUGUCACGGCUUACGCAAAACUGACAGCCUCCCAAUAAUUCGUUACGAAAAUGUGUUAAUCGCACGCCGUUUCACGCUCGACAACGCGAAAUUAGAUUAG
This is a messenger RNA of Danaus chrysippus (African queen), 411 nucleotides long. Lineage: Eukaryota; Metazoa; Arthropoda; Insecta; Lepidoptera; Nymphalidae. The record is from the annotation of a GenBank genome assembly.